This is a messenger RNA of Scatophagus argus, 1970 nucleotides long. It is a transcript of the gene hexb, whose product is annotated as hexosaminidase B (beta polypeptide). Gene Ontology annotation, molecular function: beta-N-acetylhexosaminidase activity. Lineage: Eukaryota; Metazoa; Chordata; Actinopteri; Scatophagidae. The transcript has 14 exons. The record is from RefSeq and is a predicted model, not a curated record. Gene Ontology annotation, cellular component: membrane. The coding region runs from base 52 to 1725 and encodes 557 amino acids. Gene Ontology annotation, biological process: ganglioside catabolic process; glycosaminoglycan metabolic process; carbohydrate metabolic process.
AACGUCGCUCCCUGGUCUCCAGGUCUUGUGACUCUGCUGUGGCCCAACAACAUGCCCGCUGCUGUGAAGUUUGCUGCGGUCUUGCUGGCCCUGCUUGGCAUUUGCCGGGGGUUGCAGCACAACUACAUCGACGAAGUGGAGGUGGAGGAGGAGGAGGAGACCUUGGAGCUCUUUGGUCAGCCGUCCACGUACGGCUCUCUGUGGCCUCUGCCGCAGAAAGUGCAAAUCUCCCAGGUUUCAUUCAAGUUGAGCAGCUCCAACUUCGACAUCGUUGACGCCGCGGAGUCGUCCGCUGGCCCGAGCUGCAGCCUCCUGCAGAACGCCUACAGGAGGUAUUAUGAGUACGUGUUUGGCGUCGCUAAAAGGCAGGGGCUGAACAAAGCCAGGCGAGCAGGCCCUUCUGAGCUGACGCAGCUGCAGGUGUGGAUCACAUCACCUGACUCUGAAUGUGACGGUUAUCCCGGUGUGUCUUCUGACGAAUCAUAUGAGUUGACCGUGAAUCAGCCGUAUGCUGUCCUGAAAGCACCAAAGGUCUGGGGAGCCCUGCGUGGACUGGAAACCUUCAGCCAGUUGGUGUACGAAGAUGAAUAUGGAGUUAAAAACAUCAAUUCAACAGAAAUCAGUGACUUCCCCAGAUUUGCACAUCGAGGAAUCUUACUGGACAGCUCUCGGCAUUUCCUGCCCAUCAAAGUCAUCUUGGCUAAUCUGGAAACAAUGGCGAUGAACAAAAUUAACGUCUUCCACUGGCACAUUGUGGAUGAUCAGUCCUUCCCUUACCUGAGCCGAACUUUCCCACAGCUGAGCCAGCGGGGAGCUUAUCACCCAUACACACAUGUGUAUACACCUGCUGAUGUGAAGAUGGUGAUUGAGUUUGCCCGUCUGAGAGGCAUUCGUGUGAUCCCAGAGUUUGACACUCCGGGACACACGCAGUCUUGGGGCAAAGGCCAGACAGAUCUGCUCACACCCUGUUUCUCUGGCUCCAAACUUUCUGGCACCUUCGGACCAGUGAACCCCAUCCUGAACACCACAUAUGACUUUAUGAAGCAGUUCUUCGAGGAGAUCAGUGCUGUGUUCCCUGAUGGUUACGUUCACCUGGGCGGUGAUGAGGUGGACUUCACCUGCUGGAAGUCCAACCCAGAUGUUCAGAAGUUUAUGGAACAGCAAGGCUUUGGACCAGACUACAGGAAACUGGAAUCAUUCUAUAUCCAAAGACUCUUGGACAUUGUCACCACUACCAAGAAGGGCUACAUGAUCUGGCAGGAGGUCUUUGACAAUGGUGUUAAGCUGAAACCAGACACAAUUAUCCACGUCUGGAAAGGAAACCAGGAGCAAUACCAGAAUGAGAUGGCAAAUGUUACAUCCUCAGGGUACCAGACCCUGCUGUCUACUCCCUGGUACCUGAACCGUAUCUCCUACGGCCAGGACUGGCAGGGUCAUUACAAGGCCGACCCGCAGGAUUUCAAGGGAACUGAAGAACAAAAGAAGCUUGUGAUUGGUGGAGAAGCCUGCUUGUGGGGAGAGUACGUGGACGCCACCAACUUGACACCCAGACUCUGGCCUCGUGCCAGUGCUGUGGCAGAGCGGCUGUGGAGCGCAAAGGACGUGACGGACAUCAGCGAUGCCUUCAACAGACUGUCUGCACACCGCUGUCGUAUGGUGGCGCGCGGGAUUCCAGCUGAGCCGCUGUUUUCCAGCUACUGUCCUCGUGAGUACAAAGGGGUCUGAAAAUGAAAAGGAGAAGCUGGACGUGAAGCGAGGAAGGGAAAUCCAAAUGCAAAUAUCACCUCCGCACUGAUCAAAUGCUGAACUGCCUUUGUAGAGAUGGUCUUGUACUUAUCCCUUUUAAAUCUGCAAAUCCACAGACCACCUGAUCACAUCCAAUGUCAAUUUUUCGAAUGCACUUUGUGUUGUUGUUUUUCUUUUCUAUGAAUGUUUGUAUAAUUGAUUGUGAAUAAAAUCUUUACAUUUUA